Schistocerca piceifrons (Central American locust) is the source of this 1182-nucleotide messenger RNA. RefSeq names its product translation initiation factor IF-2-like. The coding region runs from base 1 to 1182 and encodes 393 amino acids. The record is from RefSeq and is a predicted model, not a curated record. The transcript is spliced from 5 exons. NCBI's taxonomy places the organism in Eukaryota, Metazoa, Arthropoda, Insecta, Orthoptera, Acrididae.
AUGAGCACGUCUCGGUGUAAACGCAACAAGAGCCACUAUAAAACAAGGGAACGGGACCCCGGGCCGGCGAGAGCGGCAUUCCAGCGCGAUCCAUCAGGGGGCGACGCGGCCGCUGCCCGGGCCGGGAUGCCGGACACGGGCUCGCCUCCAGUGUGCUCGGCGCGGCCUUGUGAAACAUCAGUAACUACUAAUCCGGAGCUAUGGACGACUCGGGAGCGUUCAGAAACGGGCAGGAGCGGGCGCGACCCGUCCUUGACAGGGUGGUGUGGGGCGGCGCGGCGCGGCACAAGGAGAUCCGCCGGGCCAUCUGUCGCCCCGGCGGCCGCGCCGCGCCGCCCGCCGUCUGCUCCGCCGGCAAACCCGUUCUGGCUUUUUCCCAAACCACUCCGCACCGACCCGGUCACGCUCGCUGCUUUCCGGGCUCCGGCUCACUCCGACCCGACCCGGCCCCUCGUGUGGCGACUGCAGCGCUGCCUAGCUGCCAGGGCAGAAGUGGAUCAGGGACAGGCUGGGCUGCCGGCGGGCGCCGCUUGUAGCCGUGACUCCUGCGGGCGCGCGCUCGUGUCGCUGCGGCCCGACCCCGAGUCACCGUCUCUCGAUGCGCCGCGCGAGGCGGUCUUUCGCAAGCGGCCUGAGUCAGCGGCAGGCACCGCCACGCCCUCGCGCUGCGCGGGCUGCCUACCCGCGCCCCUGCCCCUGCACAUAGCGCACGCUGGCCGCCCACUGGACCACGAGCCUGCCCGUGCUCCGUUACCUCCCCACAGCACACUGCCGCAGAGCAGGCGUCGAGCAUUUCUUGCCCAGUAUCCAUUGCCUCGGAUAGCAACAGUGUCAGAGGCAGAAGGUAAUUACUCGCUGUUCCCCAGAUGCCACUUCCCAGAAGACGGGCGUGCGGCGGUGUCGCGGGGCCGUUUGAAGGUGUUACAAACGACACCGACGCCGCACGUCGCGUGCGAGUACCAGCCCGGCAGGCAGGCGUUCUCUCCGCCAAAACGGGAGGCGUCCGGGAGCGCGCGGCCCGCCGCUGCAGCAAGUGUCGCGCCAGGUGAGGUGAGAACCGCGCCGGCUGCGCUCACGUCGCGGCCCGGCCAGCCUUGUACGGCAAGAAGAGCGCUCUCGGCCGGCAAGAAGCGCCGCCGGCGUCCACUUUUGUCCCCGGCCCCGGCAGACGGCGCGCCGUGA